AUGGUCUCUGAAACCCCUAUUCGACUUCUAGUCAUAGACUUUUCCAAGCCAAACCUGAAACCAGGCUCUCCUAAGUGGGGUUCAAUGAAAUCCCAAGUCAGAAAAGCCUUUAAAGAAUUCGGUUGUUUCGAGGCUUUGUUUGACAAAGUUCCUGUAGAGCUUUGGAAAAGCAUUUUUGGGGCACUGGAAGCACUUUUUGACCUACCAUUACAAACCAAACUUCGAAACCUUUCAAAAAGGCCCUUUCAUGGUUAUGUUGGACAAUACCCUCAAGUUCCUCUCUAUGAAAGCAUGGGCAUUGAUGACGUAAACAUCAUCAAGAAAGUCAAAAGCAUGACCAAUAUUUUGUGGCCUAAAGGAAACGAAAGUUUCAGCAAAACGAUACAUUCAUUUUCGGAGCAAGUAUCGGAAUUAGAUCAAACAAUUAGGAGGAUGAUUUUGGAGAGUUUCAAUCUGGAGAAGGACAUGGUUGAGCACAUGAACUCAAUAUUAAUAUAUUUGGAAAAAGGAAAUGAUAUUGGUAGAAGAACCACCUUAGCUUAG
Molecule: messenger RNA, 543 nt
Organism: Pistacia vera
Lineage: Eukaryota; Viridiplantae; Streptophyta; Magnoliopsida; Sapindales; Anacardiaceae
Product: probable 2-oxoglutarate-dependent dioxygenase AOP1.2
Exons: 3
Coding region: 1-543 (180 amino acids)
Molecular function (GO): dioxygenase activity
Source: RefSeq, a predicted model, not a curated record